ACACCAAAUGGUGACCAGAGCCAGUUAGGUUGAGACGGAAAGAAUGAAAAUGAUUCGUUUCUCUAUCCCCGUGUUAUUCAUUUUAUGUUGCUCUAUCAUUUGUUUCUCUUUCGUUACUGUUGAUGCUCAAGGCAGGAGAGCCCAGCCAGACAAUGUUCAGAAUAAAAUUCGGGAACUUGAAUAUCUGGUAAAGAUAUUGAAGAAUCAACUCGACAACAGUAAUGUAAAACAACAAUAUUUGCUGAAGAAAGUAGAAGAACUGGAGACCAAAGUGAAAACACACGAAAAAUGGUUACCUUCCAUAUUGGAUCACAACGCGCGUAAAAUACCACAUACUCAUACUCCGACGGGUAAAAUCCGCAGAACGUGCGCAGAAAUCCGCUCAAUGGAUCUUACGAUUCCAUCCGGAAUGCAAUGGAUCGAUCCGGACGGACAAGGCGUCGGCGAAACUCCAAUUUACGUGUACUGCGACAUGACAACAGGUUCGACCACAAUUAACCACGAUAGUCGCGCUCCUAUCAACGUGGGUCACUGCGCAGGGCCCGGAUGUUAUUCGCGUCCCAUCAAAUAUGAAGCGUCCAUGGCCCAAAUAAAAGCUUUGACCGAAUUGUCUAGUGAAUGCCGUCAGCCGAUCACAUACGAUUGCUUCAACGCGCCGCACAAAUUCGAAAAUACCAUGUACUCCUGGUGGAUCGACAGAAAUGGGAAUUCACAGAAUUUCUGGGCCGGAAACAACGCACAUGGAAGACCAAACUAUCAUCCGCAUCCGUAUAGGGAUCCGCAUCCGCAUCCGUAUAGGGAUCCGCAUUCGCAUCUGUAUUCGGAUCCGCAUUCGCAUCCGCAUACAAUGCCCAUCUGUCAGUGCGGAAUUGAUGGAAAUUGCGCCAAAUCUUCAGACAUGUGUAACUGUGACAGUCUUGUACCACAGCAGUUAUCCGACAAAGGUGUAAUCACUAGCAAAAAUAUUUUACCAAUCACUCGCCUUAAUUUUGGUGGAACUCAAUCGCCAUCUUCCUCCGGUAUCCACACACUGGGCAAUUUGACAUGCUCCGGAUAUUCCAGACAACCAAAACCCUCGACAAAACGUGCAGAAACCAAUACUCCAAUGCCAAAGUCCUGUGUUGAUCUAAAGAAAAUGGGUUACACCUUGAGCGGUUUCUUUUCCAUCAAAGGACAUAAAAUGAUGGUAUCCGUUUAUUGUGAUUUCUCUAAACUCCCUACAGAUGCAGGUUUCCAGAAAUGGAUUGGUUUCAUUGACGUCAAAUCGGCGCCAACGUACUUUUACGUUCAGCGGAACCAAAAAUUCGAUAAAGCCAACACUCCAAUUACGUUCCAUUCUGCGAUCGCAAACGCUGGAAAUGCCAUGAAUCUGCUAACAGGAAAAUUCAAGGCACUCGUCAAGGGAACCUAUUUCUUCUCCUUUUCCGGACUUGCGUUUUCUCCUGGAUGCUCUAAUGCUUGUUCAUCUCUGAUGUUUCAAGUGAAAAACGAUUUCAGUUUACAAGUCUCUCUUUUACUGAAUGGUGAAGAAAUCGGGUUCGGUUCAGUACAAGAUUCGAACGUCGUCACUAGUAAUCAAUGGAGUCCUGUGACCCUCCAGUCGACCCUAAACUUGAAGAAAGGCGAUACUGUUUGGGUACAAAUUUCUUACCUAUCGUCAGGAGCGUAUUUGCACGAUGACAAUUUCCACCACACCCAUUUCACUGGUUUCAUGUUGGAAGAGGAAAUCGUCGAGUCCCUUUAAACUGUAGAUGAAUUUGUGUUGUAGAGAAAUUUAAUUGGUUCUUAGAAAUAAACAAUGAAGUUAA
Daphnia pulicaria is the source of this 1808-nucleotide messenger RNA. RefSeq lists its product as uncharacterized. NCBI's taxonomy places the organism in Eukaryota, Metazoa, Arthropoda, Branchiopoda, Diplostraca, Daphniidae. Gene Ontology annotation, molecular function: extracellular matrix structural constituent; protein binding. The coding region runs from base 44 to 1744 and encodes 566 amino acids. The record is from RefSeq and is a predicted model, not a curated record. The transcript is spliced from 6 exons.